CGGGCGCGGCCAUGUCGCAGCGAUGGCGGGUGCCGGUGGUGGACGUGCAGAGCGACAACUUCACGGAGCUGUGGCCCUCCAUGGUGCUGGCGCUGCGCACCGCCACCUUCGUCGCCGUGGACACGGAGCUGAGCGGCCUCGGCGCCAGGAAGUUGCUGCUGAACCCGUGCAUCGAGGAGCGGUACAAGGCGGUGUGCAGCGCGGCCAGGACACGCUCCAUCCUGUCCCUCGGCGUCGCGUGUUUCAAGCAGCUCCCGGACAAGCCUGAGAACACGUAUCUGUGCCAGAUCUACAACCUGACACUGCUCUGCACGGAGGAUUACAUCGUGGAACCGCAGUCGGUGCAGUUCCUGGUGCAGCACGGCUUCGACUUCAAUAAGCAGUAUUCCCAAGGGAUCCCUUACCACAAGGGGAAUGACAAGGGCAAUGAGAACCAGAGCCAAAGCGUUCGGACUUUUUUCCUGGAGCUCAUACGAGCAAAGAAGCCUCUUGUUCUCCAUAACGGCCUGAUCGAUCUGGUGUUCUUGUACCAGUGCUUCUAUGCUCACCUCCCAGACAGCCUCGGCACCUUCACCACUGACCUCUCAGAAAUGUUUCCAGCAGGAAUAUAUGACACCAAAUAUGCUUCAGAGUUUGAGACUCGCUUUGUAGCAUCCUACUUGGAGUAUGCUUACAAGAAGUGCAAGCGAGAGAACUGCAAGCUGAAGGACUCCAGCAGUCAGUACCUCACCAUUGAGUUCUGCAACUACCCUGCCAACAUGUCCAUUUACAUUGACUAUCGCCACUGCUCUCUGGAAGAAGAAAACCACAGUGUGGGAGGGGGAGAUAAGGUGCCUGUCUGUGAGAAAUUUUCGGCCUAUGGCUGGUGUCCAAAAGGGGUGAAGUGUCCACAUUCUCAUAACAUAGACCUCAUAAUUGAUGAGGACGACAAGAUCUGCGAGAAGAAGCGGAAGAAACGAAAGCAGAAAUGCAGGCGUCGGAAGAACAUAGGAGAGCCUGUAAAGGAACAGGAAAGCUCAGGGAAAGAAGUGGAGCUAGUUCAGAAUGGGGAGGAGGGACCACCACAAAAACGGGGCUGCUGUGAGCCUCCAGCUGCCACUGUGCUGGCAGAGAUCACACCCAAGUGCGAGGGCAGGCCACUGGAGGAGAACACGGACAUGGAAGCAGAGGUCAGCUCAGAUACCAGUGCACAACGGGAAGAGGAUCUGGAGAGCACAGAAGGAACUACUGCCCAGGCAGCAGCUGUUGUGAGCCCUUCUGCCAAGGGAAAUGCCUCUGAUAGUGACCAAGCGGAGGGGAAGUCAGACUUUCCCACUGGGAUUGGCUUAGUGAAUCACUCUGACAUCCCUGAGACUGAAGCAGCGUCUGCUGCAGAAAAGGAAAAGGAAACCCAUGGUCUGCCUUCGCAGGGGGGCACACACCGAGCUGGCUUCGAUGCAUUCAUGACUGGCUAUAUCAUGGCUUAUGUCUGGAUGAUCAAGAAAGAAAAAAACACAGACACUGGUGCAGGGCCCUGGUUGCCAGACUGCCACAAUAAACUGUACCUCAGUGGGAAAUCAGUGCCCCUUCAUAUAGUGAAGAGCUCAUUUUCCAAAUCUUCCAAAGCUCACAGCCAGAAGAUGAAGGUGGCCUGGGGCAGUGGAUAGAGCUAGAGGACUCCGCACUGAACUGAGGGCUUUUUCUCCCUUUCAAGUUUUGAAGUUCUUCGUUUCAUCAAGAACUGACAAGAAGUGGAGCAAGUUUCUUACUCUUGUUUUUGUUUUAACUUCUGACCCAUUAAAAUGCUCUCACUUGGA
Molecule: messenger RNA, 1796 nt
Organism: Pezoporus flaviventris
Lineage: Eukaryota; Metazoa; Chordata; Aves; Psittaciformes; Psittacidae
Gene: TOE1
Product: target of EGR1, exonuclease
Exons: 7
Coding region: 12-1646 (544 amino acids)
Biological process (GO): snRNA 3'-end processing
Cellular component (GO): cytoplasm; Cajal body
Molecular function (GO): snRNA binding; metal ion binding; 3'-5'-RNA exonuclease activity
Source: RefSeq, a predicted model, not a curated record